AUGGUAUACGGAUUGCAGCAGUACGGAGCAGAUUACACAUUAGAAUACACAGGGUACAUAACCCUUAACAACCAGGUUAUUUCUCCAUUCCACGACAUACCAGCAACCGAAGACGGGUUUAAGCUGGUGAACGUGGUGAACGAAAUCCCUAAGUUCAGUCAUGCAAAGAAAGAAAUAAACAAGGAGGCGAAGUACAACCCGAUUAAGCAAGACGUGAAAAACGGGAAGGUGCGCUUUGUCAAGAACAUGUUCCCCAUGAGCGGGUAUUUGUGGAACUACGGUGCCAUUCCGCAGACCUGGGAAAGCACAGAAGUCCCGGACAGCAGAACUGGCAUUAAUGGAGACAAUGACCCAAUCGAUGCAAUUGAAAUAGGAAGCAGAAUAAUUCAGUCUGGCGAGGUCUACAAGGCCAAAGUUCUUGGAGCAAUCGCUUUGAUUGACGGGGGAGAGUGCGACUGGAAGGUUCUUGUCCUGAACACGGAAGACGAGCUCUUCGACAAAGUCAGCUCCCUGGAGGAUGUAGAGAAAUACAUGCCAGGCCUGCUAGCCCAGACGCGAGAGUGGUUCAGGAACUACAAAAUUGCCGACAAGGAAGGAAACACAGGAAGCAAAAAUGAGUUUGCAAACAACGAGCAGUACUACUCUGCAGAGGAGGCUGUUGAAAUCGUCAAGGAAACGCAUGAGCACUGGAAAACACUAAUUAACGAAUCAAGCCACACAGAUAUAUCUUUGGUGAACGCCUCCCAGGAGAGCUCUCCUGGAUACUCAAGCGCGCCCUUCACUCCAUCUGGAGAAAAGUAUACGCCUGGAACGGCUCCGGCUGAUGUUGGGAAAUUCUACUUUUUAUGA
Messenger RNA from Nematocida major, 849 nucleotides. RefSeq lists its product as uncharacterized. The coding region runs from base 1 to 849 and encodes 282 amino acids. Gene Ontology annotation, molecular function: magnesium ion binding; inorganic diphosphate phosphatase activity. Gene Ontology annotation, cellular component: cytoplasm. The record is from RefSeq and is a predicted model, not a curated record. Gene Ontology annotation, biological process: phosphate-containing compound metabolic process. Lineage: Eukaryota; Fungi; Microsporidia. The transcript has a single exon.